Orcinus orca (killer whale) is the source of this 5405-nucleotide messenger RNA. It is a transcript of the gene DYNC2LI1, whose product is annotated as dynein cytoplasmic 2 light intermediate chain 1. Gene Ontology annotation, biological process: intraciliary retrograde transport; intraciliary transport involved in cilium assembly. NCBI's taxonomy places the organism in Eukaryota, Metazoa, Chordata, Mammalia, Artiodactyla, Delphinidae. The record is from RefSeq and is a predicted model, not a curated record. Bases 147 to 1157 code for a protein of 336 amino acids. Gene Ontology annotation, molecular function: dynein heavy chain binding. Gene Ontology annotation, cellular component: cytoplasmic dynein complex; ciliary basal body; axoneme. The transcript has 14 exons.
CUUCUAUACGCAACCUUUACUGGUGACGUCGCUACCAUAGCAACCCACGAGCCAGCACUAAGCCGGCCUCGCGCAGAGCUCGCGGUCCCGCUGAUUCUAGGCUGGACCCUACGCGGAGACCACGACAGUGGGGCGGCCGAGCCACGAUGCCCAGUGAAACUCUCUGGGAAAUUGCAAGAGCUGAAGUGGAAAAACGGGGAAGUAAUGGAAGUGAAGGCAAUGGAGUUGAAACUGGAGAAAAGUCUGUUUUCUUCAUUGGCAGUAAAAACGGGGGAAAGACUACUAUUAUUCUAAGGUGUCUUGACAGGGAUGAGCCACCAAAACCAACCUUAGCCUUGGAAUAUACAUAUGGAAGGAGAGCAAAAGGACAUAACAUACCAAAAGAUAUUGCUCAUUUUUGGGAACUAGGUGGAGGAACCUCUUUACUGGAUUUAAUCAGCAUACCAAUCACAAGUGACACCUUACGGACAUUUUCUAUUGUUCUUGUUUUGGACCUUUCGAAACCUAAUGACCUUUGGCCCACCAUGGAAAAUCUGUUGCAAGCCACAAAACUUCAUGUAGAUAAAGUGAUGAUGAAACUGGGGAAGAAAAAUGCUAAAGCAGUUUCUGAAAUGAGACAGAAGAUAUGGAGCAACAUGCAGAAGGACCAUCCAGAUCGUGAAUUAAUUGACCCAUUUCCAAUUCCUCUGGUCAUAAUUGGAAGUAAAUACGAUAUUUUUCAGGAUUUUGACUCUGAGAAGAGGAAGGUAAUAUGCAAGACACUUCGAUUUGUUGCACAUUAUUAUGGAGCAUCAUUAAUGUUUACCAGUAAAUCAGAAGCUCUAUUACUAAAAAUACGUGGAGUUAUUAACCAGUUGGCAUUUGGCAUUGACAAAAGCAAAUCAACAUGUGUGGAUCAGAAUAAACCACUGUUUGUCACAGCAGGAUUGGAUUCUUUAAGUCAAAUAGGAUCUCCUCCCGUUCCUGACAAUGACAUUGGAAAGUUUCAUGCCCAUUCACCAAUGGAAUUGUGGAAAAAAGUGUAUGAAAAGCUCUUUCCACCAAAGAGUGUCAACACAUUAAAAGAUGUCAAGGACCCUGCAAAAGACCCUCAGUAUGCUGAAAGCGAAGUUGAUGAAAUGAGAAUUCAGAAGGAUCAGACAUUGAACAACAUGUAAGAGGCCAGGAGGCAAUCCCCUUAGAUGAUCCCUUUUGCAGGAACUGGAACAGUACAAAAGAAGUUCUUCCAAGUCUUGGAAACAAAUUGAGCUUGGUUCCUGAACCUAAUGCAACUAGAGGGUAUUUAUUUCUUCUUUUCCAAAUACAAGUAAGAUUAUUUUAUUACUUAAUAUUAUAUUAAUAAGUGAGGAAAGUCUACAUGUGUAAUUUGUUAAAGUGGAAUUUCUUGUAUUAGUGCAACUCCCUGCAUACUUUUAACUCUCUUAAAAGGGAAAAAUUUGUAUAAUUACAUGCAAUAUUUUUUUAAAAAUAAAAAAUCUUGCAGGACCUACCUUUAACAUGUUUAAGUAGUGUAUACUUGGUUCAGCGUCUGUAAGUUUCUGUUUAUGUUUUCAGGAAUAUGAAAGCAAGAGCAUUUAGUAACAGUUGUGAGUAUAAGGUUAAGCAUUUAUAUUAGACACAUUCCUUCUCUAAGGAGUUCUCAGCUGUGUCUGGUAAGAAAAGUAGAAUUGGGGUCACUUUCACAGGUGUCAUCAUUUUACUCUAAUUAAUGGUAAGGCACAAGAAGCAUCGGAAGUACUUUUUUAAAAUGCACAUUUCUGAGCAGCAAUCAAGAUGGUGGAAUAGUAGGAAGGGAAGCUCACCUUCUCCCACAAAUACAUCAAAAACACAUCUACAUGUGGAACGAUUCUCACAGAAUAUCUACUGAACACUGGCAGAAGACCUCAGACUGUUGAAAGGGCAAGAAAAUCUCCAGGUAACUUCCAGGUAGGAAAAAAUAAAAUGAGAAAGGAAUCGAGAUGGGACCUGCACCCCUGGGAGGGAGCUAUGAAAGAGGAAAGGUUCCUGCACCCGGGAAAGCCCCUUCACUGGUGGGGAGAUCUGCUGGGACAGAAGGGGAGCUUCAGAGACUCAGAGGAGAAUGCAGCAGCCGGUUUGUGGCAGCCAGAGCAGAGGGAAAACUGCACAGAUGGUCUGUUCAGUGCUGCCGCCCUGCACUCACCAGCCUGAGAUGCAGGUCCACCGGUGCGGGUGGGGACUGGGUGCCGGAACUCGGGCUUUGGAGAUCAGACCCAGGGAGAGGACUGGGGUUGGCUGUGCAGAAACAGCCUGGGGCAGCUGGAAUCUAGUGCGACUGCAACUGAUGGUGUAUGGGGAGGAAACCUGGGCUGCCUUAGAGGCCAGGCGCCAUUGUUUGGGGGUGCACGAGGGAAGGGGUGGGACCGCCAUUGUAGCCUUUUUCUCUGUGUGCACUCACAGAGGGCAGGACACCACAUGCACGGGCUCCAGGAGCCACCUGGAGGGAGGCAAGCCACCGCCUCCCUCACAGACUCUAGGAGCAGUCUCCAGCCACCUCUGCUCCUGUCACAUGCUCUGGGGGCACACCAGAGUCACCACUGCUGCCAAGAACCCCAAGACCAGGCACCAGCCGCCGCAUCUGCACACCCCUAUCAAUCAAUAAAGGGGAUAACAACCAGCACACACUGAGGAAAGAGUCAACAGGCAUCCAUAAUAAAAACAGGCCUUGCACCCAAUAUAUUAAACUCACACAAGCUACACAGGACAUCCCCACAUAUAAAUAGCUCUCCAAGAUCACAGUAGAUAAUUGUUUCUCCUAAACUCACAGAGUAAGAGAAAUAUAAGUAAAAUGAAGAAGCAGAGGAACCACUCCCAGUUAAAAGACCAAGAGAAUUCCCCUGAAAGAACAAAUAAUGAAACAGACCUCUUUAGUCUAAUAGACAUCAAUUUCAAAAAGGAGAUAAUGAAAAUAAAUACUGAAGGAAUUAAGAAAGGCUAUCAACAGAAAUGCAGAGUACUGUAAAAAGGAACUAGAAACUAUAAAAAGGAACCCAGAAAAAUUAGAAAACUCAUUUGCAGAGAUGAAAGCUGAGCUAAAGGCAAUGAAUAGCAAAAUGAAUAAUGCAGAAGAAUGAAUAAGUGAUCUGGAAGAUAGAUAGAAUAAUGGAAAUCACCCAAUCAGGGCAGCAGACAAAGCCAAAUGAAAAAAAAAAAAGCAAUAUGAGAGACCUAUAGGAUAAUAUAAAGCAUGCCAAUCAAUGCAUAAUAGGGAUUCCAGAACGGGAAGACAGAGAAAAGGGGAUCGAAAAUGUAUUUGAAGAAAUUAUGGCUGAAAAUUUCCCAAACAUAAAGAAGGAAACAGAUAUCCAGGUACCGGAAGCACAGAGGGUCCCAAACAAGAUAAACCCAAACAAACAGACCUACACCAAGACAUAUUAUAAUAAAAAUGGCAAAAGUUAAAGAGAGGAUUCUAAAGGCAGCAAGAGAAAAACUAAAGAGUUAAUUACAAGGGAACCCCCAUAAGGCUGUUACCAUCUGGCCUCUACAGAAAUGUUUGCAGGCCAGAAGGGAGUGGCAAGAUACAUUCAAAGUCCUGAAAGGAAAAACUCUGCAACCUAGGAUACUCUACCCAGCAAGAUUAUUAUUUAGAAUAGAAGGAGAAAUAAAGAAUUUCUCAGACAAGCAAAAACUCAAAGAAUACAGCGAUACUAAACAAUAUAUCCUAAAGGAAAUAUUGAAAGGUCUUCUCUAAGAAGACCUAAGUAGGUCUUCUCUAUAGGAAAGAGAAAAUUACAAUUGAAAAGUAAAUCACUUAAGUAAGCCAGUACACAGAUUUAAAAAAACAUCAAAAAAUUUCUGUGAAAGUGAUGAUAACCACAAUGAACAGCAAAAGGAUAGAGAUGUAAGAGGACAUCAAAAUCAUAAAAUGUGGAGAAGGAGAGUAAGAAAAUGUAGGGUUUUUUUUCUUUCCCCUAGAAUGUGUUUGAGCCUAUAUGACUACCAGUCUAAGGCAAAUAGAUAUAGGAAGGGGUUAACAUACUUGAAAAACAGGGUAACCACAAAUCAAAAACAUACAACAGACUCACAAAAACCAAAAAGAAGAGAACAUAAGUAUAAUACAAAAGAAAGGCAUCAAACCACAGAAGGAAAAAAAAAAAAGAAAGGGACAAAGAAGAAAUAUAAAAUUAAUGAGAAAACGAGUUUUUAAAUGGCAAUAAAUACAUAUCUAUCAAUAAUUACCUUAAAUGUCAAUGGAGUAAAUACUCCAGUCCAAAGACAGAGUGGCAGAUUGGAUAAAAAACACAAGCCUACGAUAUGCUGCCUACAAGACACCCACUUUAGGGCAAAGGACACACAAAGACUGAACGUGAGGGGACGGAAAAAGAUAUUUCAUGCAAACGGAAAUGACGAGAGCAGGGGUCGCAAUGCUCAGACAAAAUAGACUUUAAAACAAAGGCCAUAAAGAAAGAUAAAGAGGGAUACUAUACAAUGAUAAAAGGUUCAAUACAAGAGGAGGAUUUUACACUCAUCAACAUAUAUGCACCUAAUAUAGGAGCACCCAAAUACAUAGAACAAAUACUGACGUAAAGGGAGAAAUAGACAGGAAUACAGUAAUAAUAGGAGAUUUUAACACGCAUUCACAUCAAUGGACAGAUCUUCUAAGACAGAGAUUAAGGCAACAGAGAUCCUAAAUGAUACAAUAGAACAGUUAGACUUAAUUGAUGUUUUCAGGACAUUACAUCCAAAAAACCUAGAAUACACCUUCUUUUCAAGUGCACAUGGAACAUUCUCUAGGAUUAACCACAUACUAGGGCACAAGACAAGCCUCAACAAAUUUAAGAGUAUAGAAAUUAUUUCAAGCAUCUUUUCUGACCACAACAGCAUAAACCUAGAAAGUAUCCACAGAAAAAGUGGGAAAAAAUGAUUACAUGGAGAUUAAACAACAUGCUUCUAAAAAACAGAUGGGUCAUCGAUGAAAUCUAAGAGGAAAUUUUAAAACUACCUUGAGACAGGGCUUCCCUGGUGGCGCAGUGGUUGAGAGUCCACCUGCUGAUGCAGGGGACGCGGGUUCGUGCCCCAGUCUGGGAGGAUCCCACAUGCCGCGGAGUCCGGAGCCUGUGCUCCGCAGCAGGAAAGGCCACGGCAGUGAGAGGCCCGCGUACCGCAAAAAAAAAAAAAAAAAAACAACCUUGAGACAAAUGACAAUGAAAACACAACCAUACAAAAUCUAUGGGAUGCAGCAAAAGCAAUUCUUAGAGGGACGUUCAGAGCAAUAUAGGCCUUCCUCAAAAAAACAAGAAAAAUCUCAAACAACCCCACCUACCACUUAAAAAAAUCAGAAAAAGGAGAACAAACAAAACCUAAAGUCAGCAGAAGGAAAGAAAUAAUAAAGAUCAGAGAGGAAAUAAAAGAGAUUUUAAAAAAUAGAAAAAAAUGAAUAAAACCAA